AUCUUCUCUAGCUAGUUCUCUCCAUGCACUCAAACGCAAUUAAGCAAGCUAGCCGAGCACCCAUCAUCAUCUCACGAAAAGCCCGUACUGCCCAGCAACUUCAACGCGCACGGCAGCAACGACCAUGAGCACCAGCGAGGCCGCCCCCGCCCCCGCCCCCGCCGCGACCGUCAUCCCCAUCGACGACGUCGCCCGCCACCACGGCAAGGUCCCGGCGCCUCCUCCCGCGGCAUCGUCAGCCGCCCCGCCUGCAGCGGCCCCCGCGGCUGCUGCGACGACGGCGGCGCCUCGCAAGACGGGGCUCCCGUUCUUCCGGCGCGCCGACCGCGGCAGCCGGUGCGUGGCGCUCAUCGACUUCGUGCUGAGGAUCGCGGCCUUCGGGCCCACCCUGGCCGCCGCCAUCGCCACGGCCACCUCCGACGAGACGCUCUCCGUCUUCACCCAGUUCUUCCAGUUCCGCGCCCGCUUCGACGACUUCCCGGCGCUCCUGUUCUUCAUGGUGGCCAACGCGAUCGCGGCGGGGUACCUGGUGCUGUCCCUCCCCUUCUCCGCCGCCGUCGUCCUGCGCCCUCAGGCCAUCGGCCUGCGCCACCUCCUGCUCGUCUGCGACUUGAUAAUGGUGGGGAUGCUGACGGCCGCGGCUGCUGCUGCUGCGGCCAUCGUGGACCUGGCGCACUCGGGGAACGUUCGCGCCAACUGGGUGCCCAUCUGCAUGCAGUUCCACGGCUUCUGCCAGCGCACCAGCGGCAGCGUCGUCGCCUCCUUCCUCGCCGUCCUCGUCUUCGUAUUCCUCGUCAUCUUGGCCGCCUUCGCCAUCAGGAGACGCUGAACUGAAUGCUCUGCUCUACCCAUUUCGUGACUACGUGUGUGCUUUGCUAGCUGCCUUGAAUCGUGUAAUUUCGGUUGUGUUAUGAUGAGAUGUUCUGUGCAAUCGUGCGUGAGCACUGGCUAGUGGAGUGGAUUGUUGGUGUAUGAGUUUAAAAUCUAUUGCCUGCAAAUGCAAGCCGAUCGACGUGGUGUUCA
Messenger RNA from Panicum hallii, 1023 nucleotides. RefSeq names its product casparian strip membrane protein 1-like. Lineage: Eukaryota; Viridiplantae; Streptophyta; Magnoliopsida; Poales; Poaceae. The record is from RefSeq and is a predicted model, not a curated record. Bases 125 to 829 code for a protein of 234 amino acids. The transcript is spliced from 3 exons.